Molecule: messenger RNA, 1200 nt
Organism: Spinacia oleracea (spinach)
Lineage: Eukaryota; Viridiplantae; Streptophyta; Magnoliopsida; Caryophyllales; Amaranthaceae
Exons: 1
Coding region: 1-1200 (399 amino acids)
Source: RefSeq, a predicted model, not a curated record
AUGGAUCGUAGUUGGAUGUAUGGUAGACGUGACACAAAGGAUUUCAUGCAUGGGGUUUCGGAGUUCUGUAUGAGUGCUUUGCAACAUCAAGCUAGUACGGGGGUCAAAGAGUUUUUUUGUCCUUGUUCCGAUUGUGAGAAUGUGAACACGGUCAAUAAUAUUUUGGUGAUUAGAGAUCAUGUAUUUAUGCGUGGUUUUAGACCUAAUUACCAUGUAUGGGUUUAUCAUGGUGAGAGUGGAGUGUACGUAGGUAAUUCUAGUAAGAAUGUUGUGCAUGAACAAGAAGAAGCUAUCUAUGUGGAAGAGGAAGCCGAUUGUUUUGAGGAUGACGAUAAGGUUGAAAAUAGUAUUGAUGAUGAUAAUGAUCGUGUGGAGGACAUGUUACACGAGGUCGAGGAUGAGGUUCGCAAUCGUGUUUUUGAGUGCUUGUCUAAGGCGGCUGAAACGCCACUGUAUCCUGGUUGUACAAAGUAUAGCAAGCUUUCCGCUGUGUGCACACUCUACAAUAUCAAGACAAGCGGAGGCUGGACUGACAUUAGUUUCACUGAGUUGUUGGUGGCGCUAAGUGAUAUGUUAUCGGCUGGCAAUGAACUUCCUAGGUCGAACUAUUAUGCCAAGAAGCUCAUGUGUCCCUUUGGUUUAGAGUACAAGAAGAUACAUGCUUGUCCAAAUGAUUGCCUGCUAUAUCAUAAGCAGUAUGAGAAUUUGGAUAAGUGUCCACGGUGCGGAGUGUCGCGUUACAAACGCAAAGGGGUAAGCGAGGGUAAGAAUGUGUACCCAGCUAAGGUGUUGUGGUAUCUUCCCAUAAUACCGAGAUUCAAGCGCCUGUUUUCGAUAAAAAAAGAUGCAAGGAAUUUGAGGUGGCAUGCAGAUCCUGAUCGAAGGAAGAAAGAUGGUUUGCUUAGACAUCCUGCUGAUUCUCCCCAGUGGAAGACUAUUGACAAGCUUCAUGACACUUUUGGUAAGGAACCUCGGAAUUUGAGGCUUGGGUUAUGUACGGAUGGGAUGAAUCCAUUUCGCACUCUUAGCUCCCAACAUAGUACAUGGCCAGUACUUUUAGUCAUAUAUAAUUUACCUCCUUGGUUGUGUAUGAAACGCAAGUACAUCAUGUUGUCGCUUCUUAUAUUGGGGCCUAAACAGCCGGGAAACGACAUAUAUGUCUACCUUGAACCUCUCGUUGAUGAUUUGAGAAAGAUGUGA